UACCAUGCUUGAAUCCUCAAAAUUUUGAAAGUGGAAUAGGAAGCAAGCGAUCAUGAAGGUAUCCGCGACCUCUCUACUCUUCAUUGUGGUUUCUACCACGGCCCUCUCGAUACCAGCAGGUAAUCGACAGAGUCAAGAAAUAGGAUCAAUAUCAAAUCCAAUAAACAAUGUCAGAGCUAGCCAAGGAAUAAAUGCAGGAAUAAAUGCAGGAAUAAAUGCAAAUGCAAAAGUAGGAUCAAAAACAGGAGUUAAUUCCAAUAUAAAUGCAGGUAAUCGACAGGGUCAAGGAAUAGGAUCAAUAUCAAAUUCAAUAAACAAUAUCAGAGCUAGCCAAGGAAUAAAUGCAGGAAUAAAUGCAGGAAUAAAUGCAGGAAUAAAUGCAGGAAUAAAUGCAGGAAUAAAUGCAGGAAUAAAUGCAAAUGCGAAGGGAGGAUCAAAAACAGGAGCUAAUUUCAAUAUAAAUGCAGGAGUACAAGCACAAUCGAAAGGAAAAUCAAAUGUAGGAGCUAAUUUAGGUAUACAUGCAGGAUUAGGUCAACAAUGGAAUAUUCCGUCUUAUUCCAAACAUUCUGGACAUAAUAAUGAUAAUUAUAAUAAUAAGGGUUAUUCAUAUUACUUUCCUCGAAUAAUCGAAUUUCCUAAAAUACCUAAACUUCCUCAUAUACCCUUACCUUUCCCCCUUUGGUCUACGAAAACUACAACCACUACAACUGAAAAACCAUGCGACGAAUCAAGUAUGACUACUACUACUGCAAAACCAACAAAAGCACCAACGAGUAAACCAUCACCAAGUACUAAAUCUACUUCAACCACUAAAAAAUCAAGUGAAGCACCGAGCAGUUCGGCGUCACCAAGUUCUGAAAAAAUUCCUUGCGAAGAAUCUAGCGCAGCACCAAGCAGCUCUGCCCACCCAAGUUCUACGAGCUCAAAAAAACCAAGUGAAGCACCGAGCAGUUCUGCCUCGCCAAGUUCGUCCAGUUCUGAAAAACCCAGCGAAGCAACAAACAGUUCGGCAUCACAAAGUUCUGAAACUACUCCAUGUGAAGAAUCUAGCGUAACACCUAGCAGCUCUGCAGUUCCAAGUUCGUCCAAUUCUGAAAAACCCAGUGAAGCCCCGAGCAGCUCUGUUUCACCAAGUUCUUCCAGCUCUGAACAACCCAGCGAAGCCCCAAGCAGCUCUGUCCCGCCUAGUUCUUCCAGUUCUGAACAACCCAGUGAAGCAACCAGCAGCUCGGUCUCAACAAGUUCUCCCAGUUCUGAACAACCAAGCGAAGCACCCAGCAGCUCUCCCUCGCCAAGUUCUUCCAGCUCUGAACAACCCAGUGAAGCCCCAAGCAGCUCUGCCUCACCUAGUUCUUCAAGUUCUGAACAACCAAGCGAAGCACCGAGCAGUUCGGCAUCACCAAGUUCUGAAUCUACUCCUUGUGAAGAAUCUAGCGUAGCACCCAGCAGCUCUCCCUCGCCAAGUUCUUCCAGCUCUGAACAACCCAGCGAAGCACCCAGCAGCUCGGCCUCACCAAGUUCUCCCAGUUCUGAACAACCAAGCGAACCUCCAAGCAGUUCGGCAUCACCAAGUUCUUCCAGCUCUGGACAACCAAGCGAAGCGCCAAGCAGCUCUGCCUCACCUAGUUCUUCAAGUUCUGAACAACCCAGCCAAGCACCGAGCAGUUCGGCAUCACCAAGUUCUGAAUCUACACCUUGUGAAGAAUCUAGCGUAGCACCCAGCAGCUCUCCCUCGCCAAGUUCUUCCAGCUCUGAACAACCCAGCGAAGCACCCAGCAGCUCACCCUCACCAAGUUAUCCCAGUUCUGAACAACCAAGCGAAGCACCAAGCAGCUCUGCCUCGCCUAGUUCUUCCAGCUCUGGACAACCAAGCGAAGCACCAAGCAGCUCUGCCUCGCCAAGUUCGUCCAGCUCUGAACAACCCAGUGAAGCCCCAAGCAGCUCUGCCUCGCCAAGUUCUUCCAGCUCUGAACAACCCAGUGAAGCACCCAGCAGCUCUGCUUCACCAAGUUCUUCCAGCUCUGGACAACCAAGCGAACCUCCAAGCAGCUCUGCCUCGCCAAGUUCUUCCAGCUCUGAACAACCCAGUGAAGCCCCAAGCAGCUCUGCCUCACCUAGUUCUUCAAGUUCUGAACAACCCAGCCAAGCACCGAGCAGUUCGGCAUCACCAAGUUCUGAAUCUACUCCUUGUGAGGAAUAUAGCGUAGAUCCAAGCAGCUCUGCCUCGCCAAGUUCUUCCAGCUCUGAACAACCCAGUGAAGCACCCAGCAGCUCUGCUUCACCAAGUUCUUCCAGCUCUGGACAACCAAGCGAACCUCCAAGCAGCUCCGCCUCGCCUAGUUCUUCCAGUUCUGAACAACCAAGCGAAGCUCCAAGCAGCUCUGCCUCGCCAAGUUCUUCCAGCUCUGAACAACCCAGUGAAGCACCCAGCAGCUCGGCCUCACCAAGUUCUCCCAGUUCUGAACAACCAAGCGAAGCAACGAGCAGUUCGGCAUCACCAAGUUCUUCCAGCUCUGGACAACCAAGUGAAGCGCCAAGCAGUUCUGCCUCGCCUAGUUCUUCCAGUUCUGAACAACCAAGCGAAGCUCCAAGCAGUUCUGCCUCGCCUAGUUCUUCAAGUUCUGAACAACCCAGCGAAGUACCGAGCAGUUCGGGAUCACCAAGUUCUGAAUCUACUCCUUGUGAGGAAUAUAGCGUAGCUCCAAGCAGCUCUGCCUCGCCAAGUUCUUCCAGCUCUGAACAACCAAGCGAAGCCCCAAGCAGCUCUGCCUCACCAAGCUCUUCCAGUUCUGAACAACCCAGUGAAGCACCCAGCAGCUCUGCUUCACCAAGUUCUUCCAACUCUGGACAACCAAGCGAACCUCCAAGCAGCUCUGCCUCGCCUAGUUCUUCCAGUUCUGAACAACCAAGCGAAGCUCCAAGCAGCUCUGCCUCGCCAAGUUCUUCCAGCUCUGGACAACCAAGCGAACCUCCAAGCAGCUCCGCCUCGCCUAGUUCUUCCAGUUCUGAACAACCAAGCGAAGCUCCAAGCAGCUCUGCCUCGCCAAGUUCUUCCAGCUCUGAACAACCCAGUGAAGCACCCAGCAGCUCGGCCUCACCAAGUUCUCCCAGUUCUGAACAACCAAGCGAAGCAACGAGCAGUUCGGCAUCACCAAGUUCUUCCAGCUCUGGACAACCAAGUGAAGCGCCAAGCAGUUCUGCCUCGCCUAGUUCUUCCAGUUCUGAACAACCAAGCGAAGCUCCAAGCAGUUCUGCCUCGCCUAGUUCUUCAAGUUCUGAACAACCCAGCGAAGCACCGAGCAGUUCGGGAUCACCAAGUUCUGAAUCUACUCCUUGUGAGGAAUAUAGCGUAGCUCCAAGCAGCUCUGUCUCGCCAAGUUCUUCUAGCUCUGAACAACCAAGCGAAGCCCCAAGCAGCUCUGCCUCACCAAGCUCUUCCAGUUCUGAACAACCCAGUGAAGCACCCAGCAGCUCUGCUUCACCAAGUUCUUCCAGCUCUGGACAACCAAGCGAACCUCCAAGCAGCUCUGCCUCGCCUAGUUCUUCCAGUUCUGAACAACCAAGCGAAGCUCCAAGCAGCUCUGCCUCGCCAAGUUCUUCCAGCUCUGAACAACCCAGUGAAGCACCCAGCAGCUCGGCCUCACCAAGUUCUCCCAGUUCUGAACAACCAAGCGAAGCACCGAGCAGUUCGGCAUCACCAAGUUCUUCCAGCUCUGGACAACCAAGUGAAGAUCCAAGCAGCUCUGCCUCGCCUAGUUCUUCCAGUUCUGAACAACCAAGCGAAGCUCCAAGCAGUUCUGCCUCGCCAAAUUCUUCAAGUUCUGAACAACCCAGCGAAGCACCGAGCAGUUCGGGAUCACCAAGUUCUGAAUCUACUCCUUGUGAGGAAUAUAGCGUAGCUCCAAGCAGCUCUGCCUCGCCAAGUUCUUCUAGCUCUGAACAACCCAGUGAAGCACCCAGCAGCUCUGCCUCGCCAAGUUCUUCUAGCUCUGAACAACCCAGUGAAGCACCCAGCAGCUCGGCCUCACCAAGUUCUCCCAGUUCUGAACAACCCAGUGAAGCACCGAGCAGUUCGGCAUCACCAAGUUCUUCCAGCUCUGGUCAACCAAGCGAAGCGCCAAGCAGCUCUGCCUCACCAAGUUCUUCUAGCUCUGGACAACCAAGUGAAGCUCCAAGCAGCUCUGCCUCGCCUAGUUCUUCCAGCUCUGGUCAACCAAGCGAAGCGCCAAGCAGCUCUGCCUCACCAAGUUCUUCUAGCUCUGGACAACCCAGUGAAGCACCCAGCAGCUCGGCCUCACCAAGUUCUCCCAGUUCUGAACAACCCAGUGAAGCACCGAGCAGUUCGGCAUCACCAAGUUCUUCCAGCUCUGGUCAACCAAGCGAAGCGCCAAGCAGCUCUGCCUCACCAAGUUCUUCUAGCUCUGGACAACCAAGUGAAGCUCCAAGCAGCUCUGCCUCGCCUAGUUCUUCCAGCUCUGGUCAACCAAGCGAAGCGCCAAGCAGCUCUGCCUCACCUAGUUCUUCUAGCUCUGGACAACCAAGUGAAGCUCCAAGCAGCUCUGCCUCGCCUAGUUCUUCCAGUUCUGAACAACCAAGCGAAGCCCCAAGCAGCUCUGCCUCACCAAGCUCUUCCAGCUCUGAACAACCCAGUGAAGCACCGAGCAGUUCGGCAUCACCAAGUUCUUCCAGCUCUGGUCAACCAAGCGAAGCGCCAAGCAGCUCUGCCUCACCUAGUUCUUCAAGUUCUGAACAACCCAGCGAAGCACCGAGCAGUUCGGGAUCACCAAGUUCUGAAUCUACUCCUUGUGAGGAAUAUAGCGUAGCUCCAAGCAGCUCUGCCUCGCCAAGUUCUUCCAGCUCUGAACAACCAAGCGAAGCCCCAAGCAGCUCUGCCUCACCAAGCUCUUCCAGCUCUGAACAACCCAGUGAAGCACCCAGCAGCUCUGCUUCACCAAGUUCUUCCAGCUCUGGACAACCAAGCGAACCUCCAAGCAGCUCUGCCUCGCCUAGUUCUUCUAGUUCUGAACAACCAAGCGAAGCUCCAAGCAGCUCUGCCUCGCCAAGUUCUUCCAGCUCUGAACAACCCAGUGAAGCACCCAGCAGCUCGGCCUCACCAAGUUCUCCCAGUUCUGAACAACCAAGCGAAGCACCGAGCAGUUCGGCAUCACCAAGUUCUUCCAGCUCUGAACAACCAAGCGAAGCACCAAGCAGCUCUGCCUCACCAAGUUCUUCUAGCUCUGGUCAACCAAGCGAAGCGCCAAGCAGCUCUGCCUCACCAAGUUCUUCUAGCUCUGGACAACCAAGUGAAGCCCCAAGCAGCUCUGCCUCGCCUAGUUCUUCCAGUUCUGAACAACCAAGCGAAGCCCCAAGCAGCUCUGCCUCACCAAGCUCUUCCAGCUCUGAACAACCCAGUGAAGCACCGAGCAGUUCGGCAUCACCAAGUUCUUCCAACUCUGGUCAACCAAGCGAAGCGCCAAGCAGCUCUGCCUCACCUAGUUCUUCAAGUUCUGAACAACCCAGCGAAGCACCGAGCAGUUCGGGAUCACCAAGUUCUGAAUCUACUCCUUGUGAGGAAUAUAGCGUAGCUCCAAGCAGCUCUGCCUCGCCAAGUUCUUCCAGCUCUGAACAACCAAGCGAAGCCCCAAGCAGCUCUGCCUCACCAAGCUCUUCCAGCUCUGAACAACCCAGUGAAGCACCCAGCAGCUCUGCUUCACCAAGUUCUUCCAGCUCUGGACAACCAAGCGAAGCUCCAAGCAGCUCUGCCUCGCCUAGUUCUUCCAGUUCUGAACAACCAAGCGAAGCUCCAAGCAGCUCUACCUCGCCAAGUUCUUCCAGCUCUGAACAACCCAGUGAAGCACCCAGCAGCUCGGCCUCACCAAGUUCUCCCAGUUCUGAACAACCAAGCGAAGCACCGAGCAGUUCAGCAUCACCAAGUUCUUCCAGCUCUGAACAACCAAGCGAAGCACCAAGCAGCUCUGCCUCACCAAGUUCUUCUAGCUCUGGACAACCAAGUGAAGCUCCAAGCAGCUCUGCCUCGCCUAGUUCUUCCAGUUCUGAACAACCAAGCGAAGCUCCAAGCAGUUCUGCCUCGCCUAGUUCUUCAAGUUCUGAACAAUCCAGCGAAGCACCGAGCAGUUCGGGAUCACCAAGUUCUGAAUCUACUCCUUGUGAGGAAUAUAGCGUAGCUCCAAGCAGCUCUGCCUCGCCAAGUUCUUCCAGCUCUGAACAACCAAGCGAAGCCCCAAGCAGCUCUGCCUCACCAAGCUCUUCCAGCUCUGAACAACCCAGUGAAGCACCCAGCAGCUCUGCUUCACCAAGUUCUUCCAGCUCUGGACAACCAAGCGAAGCUCCAAGCAGCUCUGCCUCACCAAGUUCUCCCAGUUCUGAACAACCAAGCGAAGCACCAAGCAGCUCUGCCUCGCCUAGUUCUUCCAGUUCUGAACAACCAAGCGAAGCUCCAAGCAGCUCUGCCUCGCCAAGUUCUUCCAGCUCUGAACAACCAAGCGAAGCUCCAAGCAGCUCUGCCUCGCCAAGUUCUUCCAGCUCUGAACAAUCCAGUGAAGCCCCAAGCAGCUCUGCCUCGCCUAGUUCUUCCAGUUCUGAACAACCAAGCGAAGCUCCAAGCAGCUCUGCCUCGCCUAGUUCUUCCAGUUCUGAACAACCAAGCGAAGCUCCAAGCAGCUCUGCCUCGCCUAGUUCUUCCAGUUCUGAACAACCAAGCGAAGCUCCAAGCAGUUCUGCCUCACCUAGUUCUUCCAGUUCUGAACAACCAAGCGAAGCUCCAAGCAGUUCUGCCUCGCCUAGUUCUUCAAGUUCAGGAGAACCCAGCGAAGCACCGAGCAGUUCGGCCUCUCCAAGUUCUGAAAGUACACCUUGUGAAGAAUCUAGCGUAGCAUCGAGCAGUUCUGCCUCGCCUAGUUCUUCCAGUUCUAUCCAUCCAAGCGGCGGACCGAGUAGCUCUUUGCCAAGUUCUGGUUCAACCCCUUGGAUCAGUUCGACCCGUUUUCCUCACCACUUUACUGAUUCAGUCGGUCGACAGUGCUAUUGUUACUGAUUUUUAAAAUUACUUAAAAUUUUUUAAUUCGGCUCAGUUAUUUUAAAACGUCAACAAUUUUACUAUAUCUUUCUGAAACAUAAUUACUAAACAUAGACUAAAUUUGUAAUUGGCAUUUUCUGUAAAUUGAAUCAAACUGUUAUUUUAAUUGAAUAAAUUAUUUUAUGAAAAUA
Molecule: messenger RNA, 7230 nt
Organism: Vespa crabro (European hornet)
Lineage: Eukaryota; Metazoa; Arthropoda; Insecta; Hymenoptera; Vespidae
Product: mucin-19-like
Exons: 2
Coding region: 53-7057 (2334 amino acids)
Source: RefSeq, a predicted model, not a curated record